AUGUCUCCCAGUGCUCAAUACACUUCAGUUGGCACUGAGAUUGCCUCUGAGCAUAUCAGCGCUCCUAUCAAGAUGAAGUCGCAUGUCCCCGCCUACGACAUUAUCGAUGGCUGCUGCGUCUGGCAUUGGCGAGACAAGGAGUCCGCUGCCGAAGGCUGGAUUGUCAUUGACUCGCCUGUGCCUACGGCCGCCGGUGGUGGCUUAUUUCUUCACGCAAACGCAACCUUCGAAGAAGUUCGCGAUGUAGCUCGCUCUAUGAGCUCGAAGCUUGCUGUUUCCUCACAGCCCCAGGUUGUGGGUGCUAAAGGAGGCAUUCGGUUCCCAUCCGGUGACCCACAAGCCCCUCUGGUUCUGGAACGCUUUAUUCAUGACAAUGCCGGCGUCCUCUCGGUCUACUGGGGCACUGGAGGCGAUCUCAACACGGACCACGCGGUCAUAGACAAGCAUGCCAGAGCCUAUUGCACUCCUGGGACUUCAACGGCUCUGGACGCGUUGUACCGCGCCCUGGGCUAUACAGGGCAAAGUUUCGCAGAUAUACCAGUUCUGCUUGAAGAGAGCAUCGACAAUAACGGAUGGUCUCUCAGCGAGUAUUGCGUUGGCUAUGUCAUGGCUGUCACCCUGAAAGAGCUUCUUUCUCGCGCAGAACCGAGUUUAAUGGGACGAGCUCGUCUAGUGCUUCAGGGGUUCGGAUGUGUCGGUGCCACCUUCGCCCUAGCAGCGGAGCAGUUGGGCAUCGGACGUGUUGUGGCAAUCUCUAGCCAGUAUGGGUUUUACAUCGACAACGACGGCAUAGACUGCGUCGCCAUUGAACACGCCCGCCGCAGCGGGGCUGGAAACCAUUCCACCCCAGGCUUGGAUCCCAGAAGUCUCGAAGCCGGCCUCUCCCAGGUUCAGCUCUCAUCCGCUCGAUACAUGCCACGUAAGGCGGACUCAUCUGAUGAAGAGCAUCUCGCCAAUUUCCUUACCGCGGCCGAGGGCGAGGCUUUUGUACCCUGUGCUGGCCGCUACGUCCUCACACCAAAGACGAUUUCUGCCUUGAUUAAUCAUACGUUCGCUAAAAUCUCCGUCUCGUCUCGGUUCAUCGUCGCUGGAGCCAACAACGUCUUCAGCCCCAUUGAGAGCAGAGAGAAGGCUCUUUUGGGUUUAGACUCUGGUUCUAUUCGAAUGCUCCCUGAGUGGAUCAGCAAUUCCGGAACUUCCAAUUUGUUCAUGAGAGCUUGCAGUGGUCUCGCCUUGAGAGGCUACAGUGCUUCCAACCUUGAAGCGUGUGCCAACGACACCAAGUCUUUCAUCAAUGCAGUAUUUGCCAAGAUCGGGUUCUCGGGAACCAAUGUUGCCUUGUGGGAUGCUUGUCACGAUUUGGUUGUGGCGCGAAGAGCAGCUGGGGCGGUCAACCGCCUCGGAGUCAAGAGAAUGUCACAUUUGACACUGGCUACGCCAAAUGUUGCUCGAGCUGGUGAGACUAUCGAGCGCGUAUACAACGCCAGGUUCAAUGAGGACAAGACGCUUUAUCAGCUUCCAGGGGCUGACGACCCUACAUUGAGUAUCAUCAGGGCGACCGCAGGGACUGGCCCUGAUGACAUUGGCCUUUCAAUGCGGUUUUCCGUUUACAACUUGGCGAGGGCUCGUGCAAUUCUGGAGGCUGACGGGGCUGCCUUCCACGAAGUCAAGCUCGAGGAUGGCUCCAAUGAGCUUGUUCUCAAACGCGAAGAGACGGGAUAUCCAAUCAGUCUUUCACAGGCCCCUGCUCGGGAGUCCUCCAACAGUGCCUUCUCCAACUCUACCGAAGCGCUGAAGUCCGUCGCUGGGUUAGCCUACCAGCUAGAUCAUUAUGCUGCCAUCAUGCCAGACGCGACCAAGAUGAAGAGCUUUCACGAACAUAUGAUGGGUUUCACGCAUUUGCGCACUUUCACGGUCAACGCCGGUUCCGGUAUCGACGGGGAAGACGAUGGCUUGAUGCAUGUAAUGGGAUUGCCGUUUGAUACCAAACGGGUCUUGAUUCUGACCGAGGGACUGAAUCAGGAUGCUAUAUUCACGAAGCUCAUGAACAAGCAUUGUGGUCCUUACAUUCAUCAUAUCGCUUUGGAGAUAGAAGACGUCGAUGCUGUUUUCGCAGAGGUCAGGGAACAGGGUUGGCAGACGACGGCAGACGCGCCCAGUACGGACCUGGCUACGGGGCUGCGGCAGUUUUUCUUGAAGGAAGAUGAAACAGGGUGUAUCUUGGAGUUGAUUGGAAGGGGUGAGAAGGAUGAACGGCUGGCUGGAGCCAAAGCUGUAGAUGACGCCGCCGGUGCUGGUGGCUAUGCCACUGGGCAAGGGGAGUUUCGUACGGAUAACAUUGUGGCCUUAGCUCGGUCUCUGGACGACUGA
This is a messenger RNA of Colletotrichum gloeosporioides, 2370 nucleotides long. RefSeq lists its product as uncharacterized. The record is from RefSeq and is a predicted model, not a curated record. NCBI's taxonomy places the organism in Eukaryota, Fungi, Ascomycota, Sordariomycetes, Glomerellales, Glomerellaceae. Bases 1 to 2370 code for a protein of 789 amino acids. Gene Ontology annotation, cellular component: mitochondrion. Gene Ontology annotation, biological process: L-glutamate catabolic process. Gene Ontology annotation, molecular function: L-glutamate dehydrogenase (NAD+) activity. The transcript has a single exon.